AUGGUCCUGGUCAUGGUGGUGUCUGUGUCCACACGGUCGGCGGCUGCACUGGCGCCCGACGACCGGACAGAGGCCAACACGCUGCACUUUGUGUACGGAGUCGAGUGCUCGGCGUAUAUGGACUGGCAGGCUGUGGCCUUUGAGGCCUCGUUCCGUGCUGUGGGGCAAGAGGGCAAGCUGACUCGGCUGAUGGCCUGUGAUGAUCCGGAGAUGGUGACGUCGGCAGAAGAGCUCGGGCUGGUCUCGGAGACAUGGGUUCAUCCUCGCGCGGCUCGUCAUCCAAAGUCGGGCGACUACUACUCGGCCUACAAUAGGCCGUACGGCUUCCAUCACUGGUUCCUGCAUCAUCCGCCGCAGGAGGAGAUCAUCAUCAUCUUUGAUCCCGACAUGUUCCUCCUCCGCCGCAUUCUGCUUGAGGAUCUGCCUCCGGUCGAGGAACUCCGCGGCGCGCCCAUGAUGCAAGAGUACACUUACCUCGCCGAGCGGGGCUUUGUCAACGGCCUUCAGCGGUUCACCAUGAAUAUCGACGCCGCCCGCCCAGUCGGUGUCCCCAUGUUCUUCCACCGCGACGAUCUGCGCGUCCUCAACCCGUGGUGGUUUGUCGUCACCGAGAUGGUUCGCGAGUCGGACAUCAAGCACUUGACAAAGGACGCCGGAUGGACAUCCGAGAUGUAUGGCGGAACGUUUACACUGUCGGACCUUGGUCUUGUCCCGUCCGUCCACAAGAAGUUGAUGGUGUACCCGUCGUAUUCACACGACCACUUUUACCCGUACUUUAUGCACUGGGGCAUCCUGCUCAAGCACGACAACAUCGAGUUUGACAAGCACUACUACACCUCGCCGGACAAGUCGCUCAUCUCGUGCGAGUACCGUGGAUUCCCCGACUGGGGCCAUGCACCGCCGGUUGUGUUUGACAAGGCUGACUCGUCGUCAGCCACAUCAUGCUACGAGGCGCGCCGGCGCGGGACCGCCAUCAUCUUCCUCCACUUUAUCGAAAAGUUCAUCUACGAGGAGCGGGUCCGGCGCGGGUGCGACCACAUCUCGCACCACCCACCAGUGCCGGACGAGCCGCUCUGGUCCGACGACAUCAUGCCGUCGAUUGACCGCGGGACCGGAUGCCCGCUUCUCCCGCCACCCAACGCCGACCUGCUUCCUGACGCGCGCUACUGGACCCAGCCGUACCCGACACUCGAAUACGAUAGCGUAGCGCAGCGGCGGGUCAUGGCGGCGUCGGCGCGGGUCAAAGCCGGGCCGCGAGUCACCUUUGCUUACCACGCCGAGUGCACGCCGCUCGGCGACCUCGCCUCGCUCGCGUUUGAGGGCUCGUACGCCGCCGUUGGACAGCCUCAUCCGCUCCUGCGGCUGCUCUCGUGCUCGCCGUAUGACACGCCGGCCGAGCUCGGACUGGCUACGUCGACAACCUUCCGCGAAAACUCGAUGGAAAGCCACCACUUGCUGGGAGCAUGGGACGAGGCGUUCUCGCUGCCGUGGAUUGUGGGCCACUGGCUCUCCAAGACGCGCGAGACCGAGAACGCCCAGCUCCCGACUGGGCCCAUUGUUGUCCUGGCGGCCGAGCCGGCGCUUCUUGUGCGACAGUGGGAUGUCGAGGCGCUCAUCGAUCACCUGUCCGGCGCGGCGGAGCCAGCGCAUGUCGCGCUCGCCGGCGCACCGAUUGCCGCCGAGUGCCCGGCCGAGGUCGUGGGCGAGGCGUCCGUCCGCGAGCUCCUCGGCCGCUACACCAGCAAUCCGCAUCUACUCGCGCCGGCAUGUCCCCCGUACAUCAUCCACGUUGACGAUCUGCGCGACGUGGCUCAGGCGUGGAUGGCGGCGCUGCGGGCACUGUCAUCGCACAACGAGCCUGCGCUGAUGCAGCACCGCCGCACGUACGGCUACAUGAUUGCGGUGGCCAACGUCGGGCUCAGCCACAUGGCGCUCACCACCGACCUUGUCUUUACCCCGCAUGCUCCGGUGUUUGUCUCCUCGUACCUGCCUGCGCCGCUGCUCGCGCUCCGGGACGGGUGCAACGCCCACGGCCCAUCCGGCACGACGUGGUCACUUUCGGCGCCGCCCUAUUCGCCUGUCAACUGCGACGCGCCGUGGCCGCCGACCGACCUCAGCCCGAGCCUCUCGCUUGAAGCGCACGACGAAGGCUGUGAUGAGGCGCGCCAGGAGCUGAUGCUCUCGCUCUGUUCGGUCGUCAUCAACUCGGUCGUGACCUCUGCGCGCACGUCGACGGCGCGGUGCAGCGAUCAUCGCAACAAGCUCGCGUCGCCCAUUCCCGCCGACUUUGGGCAGUCAGACGCAUUCUGGCGCCGUGCGGGUGAGACAAUGGCCUGUCCCAUCGAUCCGUCGGACCCGCCGCUUGCGGUGGCAACCCACACAGAGGCGCCCACGCCGGUGACGACGCUGCGCCCCACCCCGCGCCCCACCCCGCGCCCCACCCCGCGCCCCACCGCCGCGCCAGCGCCGUCCCCCGCCGCCAGCGCUGCAGCCGGCGGCACGGUGCCGCGCUCGGAUGCCAGCUCGCCGGAUCCGCCGGCGGCAGCCUCUGGCUGGACCUUUUUCUCGGCCGUCACCUACCUCGUCAUCGGCGGCGGCCUUGCGCUCUGUCUCGAGAGAGCCUUCCGCAUCGGCUAUCGCGUGUACGAGAAGCGUCGGCUCCAAAGCUCUCCGGCCGGCCCGUCCAAGCGCACCCGCCCACUGACGACGGCGGCGACAACGACGACGACGACGACGACGACGACGGCAAGCACUGGAGCUGGUGGUGGCCGUGAGGUGGUGGUGCCGGCCAAGGGCAUCUCGCUCGAAGCUGGCGUGGCUGCAGCAGUGCGUGCGGCGGGAGCAGCCAUCACAGCCGUCGAUGCCGUGGACGAGUCGGAGGACCAUGCCGAGGCCAUCAAUGCGCUCACCUACCUCCUCCUCGAGCUGCCCACGCCGGUCAGGGAGGCGUUCUUCACCGCCGUCAACGACUUUAUGCCCGAUCUCGAUGUCGACUUUGAAUCGGCGGCGGCGGAGGAUGCCUGGGCUGCUGCCCGUGCUCUGGUCCCGGGCGGUCUGGUGGAAAAGGUGGCCAUGCUCAAGGUGCUCGACGUCGAGGCUGUCAAGGAAGAGUUCGAGUCGGCUACGCCCUUUGCCAGGGCCGUCGUCCCCGAGUUCAUCCCGCAUCCGGGCGCCUACGCCGGUCUGGUGGGCGAGGUGCGGAAGAUGAUCGGCUUUGAGCCAAAGAGCAACGAUCUGUAUGACUUUCUGCAGUCGGACGAGCUGGCCAACCUCAACACGGCAUCAGGCUACGUGUGGCUGACCAAGCUCCGCGACGCCAUCUACGCACCCGACUUUCUGCAGGCUAUGACGGCGGUGACCGGCAUCGAGUUUGAUCCGACCUGUGUCGACAUGCACGCGCUCUGCUUCCAGGACGGCGACUAUCUUGCCCUCCACGACGACAACAUGCCCGGCCGCCGCGUCGCCUUUAUCCUCUACCUUGUUGACGACGACUGGAGCGAGGCUGAUGGUGGUGCGCUCGAGCUGUACACCGCUACCGGCGAGGGCACUCCGGAUCUGGCCCCGGUGCCGUGCCCGGUGGCCUCGAUCUUGCCGGCAGCCAACACCUUCUCGUUCUUUGCCGUCAGCCACACCUCGUACCACGCCGUGGCGCAGGUGACCGGCGGGCGGCCGCGCCUCUCGGUCUCGGGCUGGCUCCACGGCCGCUCGCUGACGCCCAAGCUCCCGCGUCCGGCGGCCGCCAUGGUGUACUCUGCGCUGACGGCCUCGCACCCGCUGGCCGGCAUUGUCGCUCGCGAGUACCUCUCCCCAGCCCGCGCCGCCUCCAUCGCCGCAGCCUUUGGCGAGAACUCGGUCAUCUCGCUGCCGGGCUUCUUUGAGCCCGAGGCGGCGGCGGCGCUGUCGUUCCCGGGCAAGGACGCGGUGGUCGACGUCCCGCCCGACCGCGGCACGUACCUCUCCGCGCCGGUCGAUGCCAGCAGCUCUGACCCGGCCAAGAUUGUGGCCAGCGCCGAGUUUGGCGCGCUCCUCUCGGCCAUGACUGGCCUUGAGCUCACCCGCGUCUCUUCCAUCGCCAAGCGCUCGUUCUUUGCCGGCCAUCACACCCUGCUCUCCGAUGAGGGCAAGGGCGGCGAUGAUGCCCCGUCCGGCGGCCUCGACAUGUACCUCGACUUUUCGACUCUACCGCGGAUCGAGCUCGCGCCGCGCCCGGCAAGCCUGCUCCCGCUCACGAAGCGAUCCGAUGCUGCGUACGUGCUGGCGGCACAUCUGUCGGGCGUCGCUGACGACGGCGACAACUUUGACGACGACUUUGGCGACGACGACGCUGCUGGCAACCAAGCUGGCGAGAAUGGUGACGACGGCGAGAGCGAGAGCGAGGCUGGCAGCGACGAUGGUGGCAUCGAAGCCGGGCCUGGCAUCGCCGAGCGGGUUCCGCCUGGAUCUGUGGUGUACAUGUCCGAGGACGAGGUGCUCUUCUCACUCCCGCCGGCGUACAACACGCUGCAUUUGGUGUACCGGGCGGCGCCCGAGGCGGCGAACGAGGAGGAGCAGGAGGACGACGACGAGGAGGAGCCGAUCAAGGUCAUGUCGUUUGUCAAGUACGUGACCAUGCAUGCCGGACGUUGCAACGCACGGCACGACGUGGUUGCGGUGUACGCUGAGGCGUAGCGUGGUUCUUUAUGUUCAUGGCGCGCUUGACUCGGGGCAGUCGGGUCAGGACGCGCGCGACUUGAUGGUAAACCGGUUGGAGGUUGCG
Molecule: messenger RNA, 4756 nt
Organism: Thecamonas trahens ATCC 50062
Lineage: Eukaryota; Apusomonadida; Apusomonadidae
Exons: 3
Coding region: 1-4668 (1555 amino acids)
Molecular function (GO): L-ascorbic acid binding; iron ion binding; oxidoreductase activity, acting on paired donors, with incorporation or reduction of molecular oxygen
Source: RefSeq, a predicted model, not a curated record